UCUGCCGCCACCACGAUAACAGCCACUGUCGGAGCAAAAAUGGUGGAGGCGAAGAGCUUGAAGAAAGCGGUGGUUCCGGCCACCCUCUUCGAACACCCUUCUCCGGGAAGCCUCCAGUCCACUCGUCUUGCCCUCCAUGUCAAUGGUACCGACGGCGACUCUUGUUGGGUGUAUAUUGCUUCUGGUUGCCGCAUUUACAAACUCCUUAUUUCAACAAAGAAUUCAUCGGUUGGUCUAGGGAAGGAGGAUCUCCUAAUUCCUGAGCAAACAGAGGUUCUGGACUCUGCAGUUGUCAGCCGCUGCCCUCAUCGCUCGGAAAUACAAUCCAUAGUGCUUGCUGAAACUGAAAGCACUGGUUGCUCAAUUUUAGGAAGUGUGGACUCUUAUGGACAUGUUAUAGUUUCUAAAUUAGAAACUUGUGGCAAAGAUGUUGAUAGGUCGACCUUUUCAAUCUCUCCCCGGGAUAGUGGUGUUGGAGAAGGUAGCUGGGCUGGCCUGUGCUUCAAUCCAACUCAGUGGUCCAUGGCAGCUGUUGCGCACAGUUUUGGCAAGAGCGUUGAUGUCUAUGACCAAGAUAUUCAUCUUCGCACUUUACGCACAUUGCGGUAUCCAACUUCACUAACAUUUAUGCAAAAUUUGAGUGGUCAGGGUGAAAGUUCCAUUUUAGCCAUCACAGAAGGGUGCCAGCUUAGUAUAUGGGAUUUACGAACGAAAGAAAAUGGAGGGUGUGUGCAUAGAAUUUGUGGGACAGUAGGGGAUAUCUGGUAUGCAGUCUGUAAUUCUUCGAAUGGCACUAUUGCGGUGGGUGGAGCUGAUCGCACCGUUUCUGUUUAUGACCCUCGCAGAUGGGCGACACUGUCAAGGUGGUUGAACUGCUCAAAAUAUGAGAUAACAAGGCUUGCUUUCUCAUCAGUCGAUUCAGAUUACAUCUAUGUGCAAGGAGUAGAUUAUGAGGUUCUGUGUGGACAGUGGAGAGAUGGCAAGAAAGCAUUUUCAUUUAGAGGAGAUUCAAAUUGGCUUGGGUUCAACAAGUGUUCUGACAGGGACCUUGUUGGGGGAUGGUGCGAUUCAGGGAGCUUGUUCGUGGCUGAUGUUGUUUGCAGGAAGAGCAAAUCACACGUGGAAAAUUUAGAUUCAUCUAAUGGAAAUGGACUCUUGAUCUCUUAAUCGAUCUUCAUUUAGAUUCUUCACUUCACAUCCAAAGAAAUCUCAGAUCUGUGCAACAUUAUCAAGAGCAAUCAUCACUCAUCAUCCCUCCGGUUUUUCUGUCAGCACCGCAAUGCUAGGGGCAGAAUUGGAAGAAACAAAACCCUUCUUCAGCCCUCAACUGGUGCAGCAUGUCAGCAUGCAAGGUGAGCCACUGAGCCCCCAUAGUUUUGUAUGCAGUCAGUCCAAGAUUCUCAUUCAACUGAAGUGAAAAGACUUUGUUGUCCUCCUUGUGGUGUUGCUAGUGUUCCAUUAGGCUAAAUUAUAGGAACUUUAACUAAAUGCUGUACUAAUACAUACUCUGAUAGUCAGAUUCCACUUCAAUCAGCAGAAAUUUAUGGCUUUUUUGAAGCAGCAGUCAAAA
Molecule: messenger RNA, 1570 nt
Organism: Ipomoea triloba (trilobed morning glory)
Lineage: Eukaryota; Viridiplantae; Streptophyta; Magnoliopsida; Solanales; Convolvulaceae
Exons: 13
Coding region: 40-1167 (375 amino acids)
Molecular function (GO): protein binding
Source: RefSeq, a predicted model, not a curated record